Messenger RNA from Scophthalmus maximus (turbot), 802 nucleotides. RefSeq names its product transmembrane protein 18 (gene tmem18). The record is from RefSeq and is a predicted model, not a curated record. The coding region runs from base 74 to 532 and encodes 152 amino acids. Lineage: Eukaryota; Metazoa; Chordata; Actinopteri; Pleuronectiformes; Scophthalmidae. Gene Ontology annotation, cellular component: nuclear membrane. The transcript has 5 exons.
CUGCUUCCGCACUCUUGUCUUGUUUACAUGAGCCGAGGCGCCGUCAUCGGGCAGUUCGCUGUUUUCUCUGAAGAUGACGGAGCCUAAAGCGGAGAACAUCAGCGCAGUUCCCAUCGACGGCUUCAGCAAUGUUAGAAUCACGUCGUUAUGGACGUUCCUCAUGUCGGUGCAGUGGUCGGAGCCUUGGCUCGUCGGACUGCUGCUGUUCCACGUUGUGUGUUUGUGUGUGACGGUGGUGACCUGCAAGUUCUACAGAGCUCAGAUCUUUCACUUCCUGCUCAUGGUCGGCCUGGUGUAUAGUGCUGAAUAUCUGAAUGAGCUGGCAGCUAGGAACUGGAGGUCUUUUUCUAAUUUCCAGUACUUUGAUUCCAAGGGCAUGUUCAUAUCUUUGCUCUACUCGAUUCCUCUUCUGCUCAAUACAGUUGUCAUUGUGAUGGUCUGGGUGUACAGGACCUUUUCCACUAUGACUGAACUGAAGACACUCCAGCUGAAGCGAAGGUUGCGCAGAGAGAAGAGAGAGAAGAGCGACUGAUCUCUGCCCUCAUGUCUGUAAAUGGGCUUCACUGAGAGGAGCUUAGAAUUUCUCCUUUGCUAAUCCCAAAAGUUUGGGGAUGGUUGGCAGAUUCCUCCUCGUGACUAUAAAAAGGAUUGUUCGGUGAUUUGUCUGGACUGGAGGCCCGUUUCUGGAAACGACUGUUGAAUAUACGAGGACCAAAGGACAGUUACUGUUUUGUAUGUAAUGUUGUUUUAAAGUGUGUUAAAAUGUACAAAAAGCGAUAAAAGCUUUUUUGAAUAACUUUCA